AUGGUGGCUGAGAUCGUCACUGGUGAAGGUUUGUCGAUGGUGGCUCCGAGGUCGGCUCUUAGUGUUGCGAGCUCGUCGACGGUGGCUCCGAGCUCGCCGGUGAAGAUCCCGAACUCGUCGACGGUAGCUCCGAGCUCGCCGGUGGAGAUCCCGUCGACGGUAGCUCCAAGCUUGCCGAUGAAGAUCCCGAGCUCGUCGACGGUAGCUCCGAGCUCGCCGGUGGAGAUCCCGAGCUCGUCGACGGUAGCUCCAAGCUUGCCGGUGAAGAUCCCGAGCUCGUCGACGGUAGCUCCGAGCUCGCCGGUGGAGAUCCCGAGCUCGUCGACGGUAGCUCCGAGCUCGCCGGUGGAGAUCCCGAGCUCGUCGACGGUAGCUCCGAGCUCGCCGGUGGUAGCUCCGAGCUUGCCGGUGAAGAUCCCGAGCUCACUUUCUGAUAUCCCGAGCUCGUCGACGGUUGCUCCGAGGUCGGCUCCUGGUGUUGCGAGCUUGUCGUCGGUGGCUCUGAGGUCGACUCCCGGUGUUGUGAGCUCGUCGAUGGCAGUUCCGAGCUUGAUUUCGUCUGUUGCUGCAUCGGGUUCUUUAUUGGUGAAAGAAUGUGGUCGAGAUGUGGAGGGUACGAGCUUGUCGCUUGCUAUGCCGAGCUCGACGGAGCCGUGUUGUGAUGAAGUGGGGUUGAGUUCGUUGGAUGGGGAGUUUGCUCGUGAGCAGCUGUCUUUGUUGGUUCGUAAGAUGGAGCUUGCUGAUGGCCGCAAGUCGUGGUCGGAGAUUGCUGAAUCUGUUAUUUUUGCUGAGGUAGGUACACUUACGGGAAGCGAAGCAGAAGAUAGGGUAAGCGUGAGUUUGAUCGAGGAAGGGACCGAGUUUCUUUUUGAUGAGCACGGGAAAAAUUUGGUGGCAAAGCCAGGUGUUGGAGGGUCGAAACUAUCUUUGAAAAUGCCUCCUGUUGUCUCGAGUUCGUCAUCUUUGGUGAAGACGACUAUGUUGGAAACUAUCCGGGAACAUGAGCAGAUGCAGUUGGCGAAAUCCUUUCGAGCGAGAGAGUCGUCGUCGGAAACUACAAGUUCCUCUGAUGGUAGUUCGUACUCGAGUUCUCAUACUGAGGAAUCUGCGGAUGGCGCUGAUGUUGCUAAUGAAUCUGAUAACGUUGUUGGAGAUGACGGACGAGAUGAUGAUGUUGAAAACGUUGAUGUUGAAAAUGAUGGUGAUCUGGGAAGCGCCGGUGAUGAGCAGAAUGGAACCGGUGACGUUGAUGUUGAUGAGGAAAGUGAGCAAGACGAGUUUGCUAGUGACGGUGAUCGUGCCGCUGUUGAGAUGAUGACAUGGGAUAAUUUUAGUGGUGAGCAAAGCGGUGUUAGUGGUAGUCUAGAGAUCACUGUUGUAGCUGAUGGGAGGGAUGAUGCCAACGGAAGCAGUGAUCGUCGAGCCGAUAAGAAAAAGAGGGUCAGGAAGGCGAGGGAAAGGCCUAGGAGUUUCAUAGGUCGUCUUGGUAAUCAUCCGGAUCCAUCGGAGUCAUUUCCUUCUAUUGUUAGUGAGGACACAAUUAAGUGGAUCUUAGCCAACUGUUGCCGCAAUGGAGUCAUAGAAGCGCGUAUCCCUGGCGAGGAUGAACGUCCGUGGACGGUUCCGGAUGGGUGGCUUUGUGUUUAUGACUUCUGGUUCACCGAGUAUCAUUUGUGGUUUCCCCUCCCGAGGUUGCUGUUGGCGUAUUGUGAUGAACAUCUUAUUGCACUGGCUCAACUAACUCAUGAUGCUAUUCGAAACAUAGUUGCGGCUUUGUUCACAGCCGCGGAUAUUGGUGUUCACAUGAGCCUAUGUUUGUUUGAACGUAUUGCGCAUAUUACUCGGUGUGAUAAAACGGACGGGGCUUUUUAUGUGUCUAUGAAGACUGGUUGUGGUGUUGUUGGGGAGAGGAAGAGAAAACGUUAUGAUGGAUUAAGAAGUCGUCAUAUGGCUGGUGUUCCUCUUGCUCCUGGUGAUAGUGAGUGCGUGGAAUACUUUAAGGGGACGAAGGCUCGGGAAUGGAUUGUGGUUAGGCGACAGAGGUUUGGCGGUGCAUCCCGUUUAUUGACUAAGGUUGGAAAUAUGCAUUUUCUUUUGCUGGGUUAA
This is a messenger RNA of Brassica napus (rape), 2106 nucleotides long. RefSeq names its product endochitinase A-like. The coding region runs from base 1 to 2106 and encodes 701 amino acids. The record is from RefSeq and is a predicted model, not a curated record. The transcript is spliced from 4 exons. NCBI's taxonomy places the organism in Eukaryota, Viridiplantae, Streptophyta, Magnoliopsida, Brassicales, Brassicaceae.